GAAGCGCGGCGCGCGCGGCUGUUGGGCCGCUGGCUGUGGGGCCCUGGGAUCCGCUGCGUCUCCGCGAGCAGUCCGCUUUGAGUCGCGAGCCGCCGUGAACACCCGGAUUCCAGCGGGCGCUUGCGAGCACGGGGGCAUCGCCCGCAGCGGCCAAGCUCAUGGCCGACUGAGCGGGACGCCGCCUCCGCCUCAGCCGCCGCCGCCGCCGCCGCCGCCUCUUCCUCCUCAGCCGGCGGCGGCCCGGGCCCAGCAGCCAUGGCCGAAGACUACUGGGACGGUCGCCUGCGGCGAACUGGAGGAAAAGGAGGUCGCGCGGCCUCAUUCCAGGCCGCCGCCCCAGGCGCCGCCGCGCCGGCCCCGCGGCUCUGAGGUUACUCGCGCGCCCCCUCCGGUUGCCAUGGAUCGGAUGAAGAAGAUCAAACGGCAGCUGUCAAUGACACUCCGAGGGGGCCGAGGCAUAGACAAGACCAAUGGUGCCCCUGAGCAGAUAGGCCUGGAUGAGAGUGGUGGUGGUGGUGGCAGUGACCUUGGAGAGGCCCCUACCCGUGUUGCCCCUGGGGAGCUUCGCUCUGGACGGGGCCCACUCAGCUCUGCACCAGAAAUUGUGCACGAGGACAUGAAGAUGGGGUCUGAUGGGGAGAGUGACCAGGCUUCAGCCACAUCGUCAGAUGAGGUGCAGUCUCCAGUGAGAGUACGCAUGCGCAACCACCCACCACGGAAGAUCUCCACUGAGGACAUCAACAAACGCCUGUCACUACCAGCUGACAUCCGGCUGCCCGAGGGCUACCUUGAAAAGCUGACCCUCAAUAGCCCCAUCUUUGACAAGCCUCUUAGCCGGCGACUCCGCCGUGUUAGCCUGUCUGAGAUUGGCUUUGGAAAACUGGAGACCUACAUCAAGCUGGACAAGCUGGGUGAGGGUACCUAUGCCACUGUCUACAAAGGCAAAAGCAAGCUCACAGACAACCUUGUGGCACUCAAGGAGAUCAGACUGGAACAUGAAGAAGGGGCACCGUGCACUGCUAUCCGGGAAGUAUCCCUGCUCAAGGACCUCAAGCAUGCCAACAUCGUCACACUACAUGACAUUAUCCACACAGAGAAGUCCCUAACCCUUGUCUUUGAAUACUUGGACAAGGACCUGAAGCAGUACCUGGAUGACUGUGGGAAUGUCAUCAACAUGCACAAUGUGAAACUAUUCCUGUUCCAGUUGCUCCGUGGCCUGGCCUACUGCCACAGGCAGAAGGUGCUACACCGAGACCUCAAGCCCCAGAACCUACUCAUCAACGAGAGGGGAGAGCUCAAACUGGCAGACUUCGGCCUGGCACGUGCCAAGUCAAUCCCUACUAAAACAUACUCCAAUGAAGUGGUGACAUUGUGGUACCGGCCCCCUGAUAUCCUUCUCGGAUCCACAGACUACUCUACCCAAAUUGACAUGUGGGGUGUGGGCUGCAUCUUCUAUGAGAUGGCCACAGGCCGGCCCCUCUUCCCGGGUUCCACAGUGGAAGAACAGCUGCACUUCAUCUUCCGCAUUUUGGGAACCCCAACUGAGGAGACAUGGCCAGGCAUCCUAUCCAAUGAAGAGUUUAGAACAUACAACUACCCUAAGUACCGAGCUGAGGCCCUUCUGAGCCAUGCACCCCGACUUGAUAGCGACGGAGCUGACCUCCUCAACAAGCUGCUACAGUUUGAGGGUCGCAAUCGGAUUUCUGCUGAGGAUGCCAUGAAACAUCCAUUCUUCCUCAGCCUGGGGGAGCGGAUCCACAAACUUCCUGACACUACUUCCAUAUUUGCACUAAAGGAGGUACAGCUACAAAAGGAGGCCAAUAUUCGGUCUUCUUCCAUGCCUGACUCAGGCAGGCCAGCUUUCCGUGUGGUGGAUACGGAGUUCUAAGCCAGUUCUAAGCCACAGACCAAGGCCCCAGCAGGCAGCAGCUGGAGGGAUGCCACACCCCUCACAGGGCAGCCCCCAUCUGCAGUCCUCCCUGCUUGUUGCCUGCCUACCUGCCUGAGCCACACUUUGCUACCAACUUGUCCCCUGCCACCUGCCUAAACACCCAACAACUGGCCUGGCCUGUCAACCCAUCCACUGGCCUGUCAAGUCAACCAUUGGCCUGUCUGCUGGGUGCUAACAAAGCUCUCACCACUA
Peromyscus californicus insignis is the source of this 2143-nucleotide messenger RNA. RefSeq names its product cyclin dependent kinase 16 (gene Cdk16). Gene Ontology annotation, biological process: neuron projection development; protein phosphorylation; exocytosis. The record is from RefSeq and is a predicted model, not a curated record. The coding region runs from base 398 to 1888 and encodes 496 amino acids. NCBI's taxonomy places the organism in Eukaryota, Metazoa, Chordata, Mammalia, Rodentia, Cricetidae. Gene Ontology annotation, cellular component: synaptic vesicle; cytoplasm; nucleus. The transcript has 16 exons. Gene Ontology annotation, molecular function: protein kinase activity; ATP binding.